Messenger RNA from Nematolebias whitei (Rio pearlfish), 2865 nucleotides. RefSeq names its product solute carrier family 4 member 1b (Diego blood group) (gene slc4a1b). Gene Ontology annotation, cellular component: plasma membrane; basolateral plasma membrane. Bases 23 to 2548 code for a protein of 841 amino acids. Gene Ontology annotation, molecular function: bicarbonate transmembrane transporter activity; solute:inorganic anion antiporter activity; monoatomic anion transmembrane transporter activity. Gene Ontology annotation, biological process: bicarbonate transport; transmembrane transport; regulation of intracellular pH. The record is from RefSeq and is a predicted model, not a curated record. Lineage: Eukaryota; Metazoa; Chordata; Actinopteri; Cyprinodontiformes; Rivulidae. The transcript has 16 exons.
GUGUGUGAAGCAGAAAGAGCCAAUGAAGGACGAGGAGCAGCCGGCGUACUGGCAGGAGAUGGGCAGAUGGGCAGGCUACGAGGAGAGCUUCGACCCACAGGCAGGGGUGUGGGCCUCCUCACAGAUCUCCUACCUCACAUUCAGGAGCCUCAUCCAGCUGCGACGCACCAUGAACACUGUUGUGACCAUUUUCGACUGCGAGGAGAAGACUUUAGCUGCCAUUGCUGAGAAGAUGGUUGCUGAGAUGGUUACCAAGAAGGAGAUCAGAUCUGGAGACCAAGAGGGCGUGCUGAAAGCUCUGGUCCCAAACCGCAGUGGAUCGUCAGACCCAGAAAGCCAAAAGCUGACUGAUGGAGUGGACCUGCACAAAUUUUCAGUCAAGGAAAGAAAGGAUGAAAGUGAUCACGUCGAGGCUUCCAUGGUGCUCGUAGGAGCCUUGGAUUUCCUGGAGAAGCCCACAGUUGCGUUUGUGCGUCUGAAAGAAGCAGUGGCGCUCGACUCAGCGCUGGAGGCCCCGGUGCCCGUUCGCUUUGUGUUGGUUCUGAUUGGCCCCAGUAAGGCCGACAUGGACUACCAUGAGACAGGCCGAGCCAUGGCUUCUCUGAUGGCUGAUAAAGUGUUUAACCAGGCAGCAUUAGAAACAAAGAGCGCCAGAGAGCUGACGGACGCCUUGGUUGAAUUCAUCGACUGCAGCAUUGUCAUCCCACCCACAGAAAUCAAGAAUGAAGCCAUGCUGAGCUCCAUCAUCAACUUUCAGAAGAAGCUCCUGAAGGACAGACUGCAGUCUUCAGAGAUCAUGCCCCGCAGGAACUCCAAAACUCGUAGAGUUUCUAUUUCUAGCGGUUUUCCUGCUGAAGACCCUCUUUCUCGCACUGGUCGACCUUUCGGAGGCAUGAUUCGAGACAUCAAGAGGCGCAAGCAAUACUACAAGAGUGAUCUCACAGACGCUCUGAACCCGCAGGCUCUCGCGGCGAUCAUUUUCAUAUACUUUGCUGCUCUGUCGCCUGCCAUCACUUUUGGAGGCCUGCUGGCUGAUAAGGUAGACAACAUGAUGGGUGUAUCUGAGCUGCUGAUUUCCACCAGUGUCCAGGGGAUCAUCUUCUGUUUUGUCGCUGCUCAGCCCAUUCUUGUUAUUGGCUUCUCUGGUCCUCUCUUAGUGUUCGAGGAGGCAUUCUUUGCAUUCUGCAAGUCCCAGGACAUUGAAUACAUUGUGGGAAGGGUGUGGGUCGGGGUGUGGCUCGUCAUCAUUGUGGUGAUCAUUGUGGCCUUUGAAGGCAGCUUCCUGGUGCGUUACAUCUCACGCUUCACCCAGGAGAUCUUCUCGAUCCUCAUCUCCAUCAUCUUCAUUUAUGAAACGUUUGCCAAACUAAUAAAGACGUUUAAGGCCCAUCCACUGGUUCUGAAUUACGACCACCUGAACGAAACAGUUGAAAAUCCCUGGAACUCAAAGAUGGAAGAAAGCUUCAUCUACGACAACGUUACUGGCAACAUAACCAUUAUUUUCAACACUCUGAAACCAUCUUACCCAAACACAGCCCUGCUCUCCAUGUGCCUCAUGUUUGGCUGCUUCUUCAUUGCUUUCUUCCUGCGGCAAUUUAAAAAUGGGACAUUUCUUCCAGGGAAGGUCAGGCGCUUGCUUGGUGACUUUGGCGUACCUAUUGCUAUUUUCCUCAUGAUUGUGGCGGAUUACAACAUUGAGGAUACCUACACUCAGAAACUGGUUGUUCCCAAAGGGUUGAUGGUGUCCAACCCAGACAAGAGAGGUUGGCUUAUUAACCCUUUCGGAGAGCACAAGUCUUUCCCCGUGUGGUUGAUGUUUGCAUCCUGCAUCCCAGCCUUACUCGUCUUCAUCCUCAUCUUUCUGGAGUCUCAGAUCACAACGCUGAUCAUCAGCAAACCCGAGAGGAAGAUGGUCAAAGGUUCUGGGUUUCACUUUGACUUGCUGGUUUUAGUUGGAAUGGGAGGGCUCAGCGCCAUAUUUGGUGUGCCGUGGCUCAGUGCCACUACAGUGCGAUCAGUCACCCACGCCAACGCGCUCACAGUCAUGAGCAAAGGACCAAGACCCGUGAUAGAGAGAGUGCUGGAGCAGAGGGUCAGUGGAAUUGUGGUAGCUUUGCUUGUCGGUCUGUCAAUUCUUAUGGAGCCGAUCUUGAAGCUGAUUCCAAUGUCAGCCUUGUUCGGGAUCUUCCUCUACAUGGGAGUCACAUCUCUCAAUGGCAUCCAGCUGUGGGAUCGUAUGCUGCUGCUUCUCAUUCCUAAAAAGUACCACCCUGAUGAACCCUACGCCACCAGAGUGAGCACAGGACGGAUGCACUUGUUUACAGCGAUCCAGAUGGUAUGUCUUGGACUCUUAUGGGUGGUAAAAUCCAGCCCGGUAUCUUUGGCGCUUCCCUUCAUUCUCAUCCUCACCAUCCCUCUUCGCAUGUUGGUGACUGGGCGUCUCUUCACCGAGCUGGAGAUGAAAUGUUUGGAUGCUGACGACGCCAAAGUGACAUUUGAGGAGGAGCCUGGGCAGGAUGUGUACUGUGAAACUCAGAUGCCUCUAUAGACAUCUUCCACAACAGCUACUGCCACUAUAUGUAUUAUUUUAUUUUAUUUAAUUAAAACAUGUAUUUAUUCUAUUUUAUCCUCACAAACUUUUAAUUCCCCGAUGAGCACAAACAUAUUUAAGUGGUUUUAUAUAUUUAUUUUCAUUUCAUGACAAAUGCAGAGACAGUUUCCACCUGUUGGGAGUGAAAAGGGACAGUGAUAACAUCCUAAGCUGAUCAAGUUGGAAAACAUUUAAUUUAUGCAAGUCUGGAGAAAAAUAUUUUAUGUAUUAUUUUUUUACAAAAGACAAUUUAUUUGCAAAUGGGCUGUGUAAAG